Molecule: messenger RNA, 1017 nt
Organism: Podarcis muralis (Common wall lizard)
Lineage: Eukaryota; Metazoa; Chordata; Lepidosauria; Squamata; Lacertidae
Gene: CFAP68
Product: cilia and flagella associated protein 68
Biological process (GO): flagellated sperm motility
Cellular component (GO): nucleus
Source: RefSeq, a predicted model, not a curated record
GAAUGGAUGGUUUGAUGAUUUUCUUUAUUUCUGCGUUCCAAAAUCUUAUUAAUUUCAAUUACAUUCCGAUAAUGAUAAUCCCUUAUACAACAAUUGCAAUAUUAAAAAUAACAUUCAAUGAUUUAUGCCAUCAUCAUCAUUUUUUGGACAAUAUUAUUGAGGCCAUCACAGCUAACAGGAGAGCACGAAAGCCUCGGAAGCAGCAAAAUUAAAUAACAAAAUAAGGGAACUUUUUAAUAUAUACAAAGCACAUGUCCAUAUCACACAGGUGGACAUAGGUCUCCACAGCAACUAUGUUAGGAAGAUUAGUCUGAGAGUGACUGGCCAAAGUUCUUCCACUAGACAGACUCUUCCAUCUGAUCCAGCAAGGACAUGUCCCUAUCUUGCUUCUUUAACCCCCAUCAUGGCUGUUUAUUACGUGCCAAUGGUCAUGGAGAAGUGUGGACAGAUUGGAACAGCUCUGCCAAAUUCUUCCAGUAUGGCUGGAGGUGCACCACCAACGAAGACUCCUACACCAACAAAACCCUCUUGGGGAACUGGAACGAAGAGCGCUAUGACAUUCGGAAAAUACUGCAGCCCAAGCCUCUCCCUUCCCAGUUUGCUCACUAUUUUGAGUCCACCUACACAUCGGACUACUCCAAGGAAAAGCCCCACAGUACAAGAAGAGUUAUGCGAGAUGUUCACUGGUUCCCUGGACACCAGCCAGAGCUGGAGCCUCCUCCAAUCAAGCCAACUGCCCGGUCAUGCUACAUGAUAGAUUAUGAGCCUCCACAGAAGAAGGGAGCCUGCUGCUUGGUUGACACGAAGCCCAAAGAACAGCAAGGGACUCCGCUGAAGCAGUAGGACUAGAGUAGGUCUCUCUUCCGCUUCAGGACAGCCGGGGUUGCUUGAAAGGCCCUGCCUGUGUGACCUAGUUUCCCCCUCUUUUCCCCACCCACCCACUUAAAAGCUAGGCUGCCAUGCAGCAACUCACAAACCAUGUCUGUGAAUAAAAGAGUCUGCGUCAGAGUGAGAAGG